Molecule: messenger RNA, 3510 nt
Organism: Parasteatoda tepidariorum (common house spider)
Lineage: Eukaryota; Metazoa; Arthropoda; Arachnida; Araneae; Theridiidae
Product: testis-expressed protein 2
Cellular component (GO): endoplasmic reticulum
Molecular function (GO): lipid binding
Source: RefSeq, a predicted model, not a curated record
CAAUAAAUUAAAACUAAAGGGGAGUGAUGGUUUCACUUUUGAUUUUGUUUUGUUUGGACUGAGUAUGUUUUUAAAAUAAGAAAACAGCUGGAAUUUUUAACGUUUAACUUUUCUCCCAUGUCACACGUAUUAAACAUGGCAUCCAUAAUCGCAAAUAAAUUACUUUGUCCGUCAGAAAUUUGUAAUUAUUUACAUUAAUUUUCCUUGCUUUUUAAUAAGAGGUUAUUCUACUAUUUUUAUUACGCAAAUGCCUAAAAAAUGAGUAAAUCUUUAAGAAAUAGCCAAACUAAGCAAAGAUCUUCAUCAACAAAUUAUAUUUCAUUACAUUUCAACAAGGCGGAUGAAGAACAAUUAGAAAUAAGUUAUGGGGAUAAAGUUGAUGUCGAGGAGAAAUCUAAUGAACAGGAGAUAGUUACAAAAAAUGCUUCGAGUCGAGAAAAAUUGCCAAAUUCUGAUGGGUCAAAAGAUAGUGGUGAUAAUGCUUCUUCUGCUACAGCUAAUGAUGAUUUUGAAGAGUUAUCAUUUCUAAAAAGCAAACUAUCUUCUAAAGAUUCAAAUCGAGAUUCAGUUGUUAAAGAAUAUUGGUCCCGAUUAAGUAAAAGAAGUAGUUUAGAUUCAGAUUUGGCGAUUUCAGAUAAGAAUCCUGAUCAAAAUGAAGGUUGGAUGUUUUUUAAAGAUAUUAAAGGUAAAUUAACGAAAACCUUAGAAGAACGUAAACAGCUAAAGGAUGGUACUAGAGGUAAAAUUGUUAGUUCUGAAUCUUUAGGCAGUUUUACCAAAGAAGAUUAUGACCGUUUAUCAACUGAAGGAGAUAAAGAAAGGGAUAAAAGCCUUCAGCUUAGCCCUGCUAUUGAAGUUUUGGAUGGAGAUAAAUUAGACUCAGAAUUUGAAAGUUAUGUUGAAGGGGAGUUACAAAGGGUGAGAAAUGAGAUACUUUCUCCUAAAGGGGAUAAGUUACCUUCAUCUGACAGUUUUAUUGAAAGUACUCCUCAAACUAUGACCAGUCAAGCUGUUAGUGAAAUUCAUCGCCUUGUUGUUCCGAAACCUUCAGUAAAAGAACCUGCUUCCCAGAUAUCAGAUAAAGUGUUCAAUGAUGAAUAUAAUAACAGAAAUUACCUACUUGAAAUUGCCAAUGUUAUUAAGAACUUCUGUACCUCAGUGAAACUGUAUUGGAAUAGUUUAUUGUCUCGUUUAUUAAUUGCUGUGUUUGCUCUUUGCCUUGUUCCUGUUCCUUCAUGGUUUUCUGGGUUUAUUGCUGGUGCAUUUUUAUCAGGCUAUAUUGUGUACCAGUUACUGAAAAAUAGUAAACCUAAAGAAAAAUUAAUCAUUCCAGAAUUCAAUCAAACCCCUAAUGUUGAAGAAGCUGAAGAAACUAUUAUUUAUAAAGGAUGGAUGAAUGAACUUCCCUGUGACAUUGUGUAUAAUCCAGAGACUUAUCAUGUGAAUUGCACUCGCUCGAUCUACGUCCGUCUCGAUGGCUCCUAUCUAAGAGUUUCCUAUCCACAAACCAACAUUCCCAAGCGUGCCAUGUACAAUGAGCCUCGCUAUGACAGGCAGUUUAUUCAUCAGCAACAUUAUGAUAUAACUUCAGCUACUGUUGAAUUGUUACCUGUUGGACUAGCUAGAAAAAGAUUGUGGAGUAAGAAAUAUCCCAUUUGUUUGACUGUAUCAAAUCCGAAACAAUCCAUUCCAUCAAGUGGUACUAAAGAUGCAAAUGAUUCUAACUCAACUCCCAAACCUUCUACUAAAAAAGAUUCACCUGUGAAAAAACUGACACCACGCACCAACGAAAACAACGAAGUCAUCUUAAUCCUCUUUUCUCGCACCGACAGAGAUAAGGAUCUGUGGUACUACAGAUUUAAAAAAGCAUCGAGAAUAAAACUAUUAAAAAACCAUUCCCCAUUAUCAUCCCCAGACCUUACUCAUAGCGAAAUUCAUAAUUUAGAAAAUAAGAGAACAAUAUCUGCAGAGUUAGAUUCUUUACAAAUAGACUCGUUAGAAAAUGAAGAUUUUGUGGAUCUGUCCAUGUCAAAGCAACAAAAGUUUGAGUUGUACAUGUCACGCUUAUUAGCUCCUCUGCGCUCAGACCCAUUUCUGGUGAACCUCAAAGAUAAAAAGAGCGGAAGUGCAAAAUCUACAUCCCUGAAUAGUAUGUCAUGGCUAAAUGUAUUGAUCGGGCGUUUAUUUUUUGAUUUUUUGACGGAAGAUAUGUGGGCCCAGUGUGUAGCUGAGAAGAUUCGAAAAAAGUUGAGUAAACUGAAGCUGCCUGUUUUCUUAACAGAGUUAAGCAUAAAAGACAUCAAUCUGGGAACUGCAUUGCCCAAAAUUCAUAGAGCAUCUGAACCUACUAUUGAUCACAGAGGCAUCUGGAUUGAUAUUGAUGUCUCAUACAAUGGCUCAUUCCAAAUGACCUUAGAAACAAAACUCAAUCUGCUGAGGUAUAGGUGUGAUCCAGGUGACCUUUCCUUAUCUGAAGUGUCCAGAGAAAGUAUUAAUCAAGAUCUUAGGUCUCCAGUUUACAACAACAGUGAUGAAGAGGAUAGUGCUGAAUCAUCAAGUGAUGAAGAUUUUCCUGCUCCAGAACCUCCGGAUGUAACUGAAGAAAGUUCAAAUCAAGCAGUAGGCGGGAGUGCAGGAAAGAAGUUCCUGAGACUUGUUGACAGAUUUGCUCAAUCAACAUACUUCCAACAUGCUGCCAAAAACAAGUAUAUAAAACGAGCUAUGGAAGAUAUUUCUAAUACGCCAUUAGUCUUAACUGUAGAAGUCCAAUGGCUUGCAGGAACUCUUGCUAUAAACAUACCUCCAAUGCCAACAGAUAGAUUAUGGUAUGGAUUUCGCACUAACCCUUAUUUAUCUAUCGUGGCUCGUCCAAAGCUUGGCCAUCACGCUGUCACUUUAACGCAUAUUACAGAAUGGAUAGAAAGAAAGCUAGUAUUAGAGUUUCAGAAAUUACUUGUCAUGCCAAAUAUGGAUGAUUUGAUCAUACCCAUCUUGCAGCCUGAUUUAGACCUUCCAAAAUCGUAAAAUGUUUUGGACUGUAUGUUUUCUAGUCUUUGUAAGGUGAUUUUUACAAGGAAGAAUGUUUUUAUAUCCAUUUAUUUCUGUUGUUACGAUAAAGAAGCUUUAAAUUUGUGAUAAAAAAAUGAAUACUUUAAUCCACCCACUGUAACGAGUGGUAGCUUUAAAUUAUAUAUAUAUAUUUGGUACUUAAAGGCAUAUUUGAUAAGUUUGCUAUUCAUAGAUGACUCUACUCUAAAAUGUUCGGGAAAAUAAAUUAUGAGCUUAGUAAUAAACAUAUAUACGCUUUUAAUGUGUUGAACGGAAAACUCUAAAUAAAUUAUAUGUAUUGACGAGUGGUGCAAAAUGUUUUAAUGGUUGGUGUGUUGAAAUCUUGUUUCCUAUUAAUAGUUAAAAUUAAUACAAAUGUAGAUGUCAAAAGUUUUUUGAUAAUUGAAGAUCAAGGGAGAAGAUCCAUUUUUUCUGAAAAUUUAAAUUUAUUCAUCACCUAUU